Rhizopus microsporus ATCC 52813 is the source of this 2864-nucleotide messenger RNA. RefSeq lists its product as uncharacterized. Gene Ontology annotation, cellular component: plasma membrane. The transcript is spliced from 5 exons. Gene Ontology annotation, molecular function: G protein-coupled receptor activity. Lineage: Eukaryota; Fungi; Mucoromycota; Mucoromycetes; Mucorales; Rhizopodaceae. Gene Ontology annotation, biological process: adenylate cyclase-activating G protein-coupled receptor signaling pathway. The record is from RefSeq and is a predicted model, not a curated record. The coding region runs from base 59 to 2827 and encodes 922 amino acids.
CUCACUAUUGCAUCCCCCCUUUUUUCCUAAACUAGUUCAUGGGUACAAGGAUAGAGGAAUGGACGCAGAGACACACUUUCACUUGGAACAUAUGAGUUUCACGGCAGGGCAAUUAUCUGGUUUGAUUAUCACCAACCUUGUAGCAUCUAUCAUGUCCUUGGCGGGUACAAUUUGUGUCCUCAUUGUUCAUGGUAUCAUUUUAGCUUAUCGCCCAAAGGUUGUAAACAGACUAUCUCUCAGACUGAUCGUCCUCUCCAGUAUAUUUGAUGGCGUUUAUUCUGCUAGUCAGAUAGCAGUAGAUCAUAUCGACAGCAGACAAUCAUCCUGUCGGGUACUUGCUUAUAUUUUAAUAUCAACGGACACAAUGGCCUGUAUGUGCUUGGCGGUUAUUGGCUUAAAUCUGGUGAUGAUCUUGGCUAUGAAGGUAUCAAGGACAAAGAAGCUUGAGAUAUUCUAUUAUGUUAUCAUUGCUGUUUCUGGUGUACUAGUAUCCGUCGUACCUAGACUUGCACCUCAUAUCAGUGGCCCAUUACCUAAUGAGAUAGUUGCCUCUUGCUGGUAUCAUUAUUAUUUUGAAGGUCGGAUGAGAAAUCUAUUCAAUUGGCUUUGGUAUUAUGGAUGGUUACUCUUUUCUUCAUUAUUUGCGGCCAUGUAUGCCAUCAUUGCAAUUGUCUUUAUCGUUCGAGCCCGUGGAAACUAUGCUGGCGCACUUGAUCUACAAUCUCGAAAGCAAGAUACAGCUAUUAGCUCCUUGUACAUUCUCAGAAAACAUGGCAACACCACCGAUGUUUUUCGGAAAAUAGCCAUUCGGUGUAUUUGUUAUCCUUUAGUGCCUCUCAUUUCAAAAAUUUGGGGAGUGAGUAUAGAGAUAGCGGUUGCAGCAAAUGCACAUAUUCCUUACCCUGUAUUCAUUCUAGAUCGAUUAUUUUCUAGCUUACUAGCUUUCAUGGUCUCUUGUAUUUAUUUUACAGACCCUGCUAUUUGUACAGUGUUUGGUGAGAUCAUGGAUACGAUUAAGAGAAGAUAUGUGUACGACUACUACACAGUCUUAUUUCAACCUGAUCCUGAAUCUGAUGGAGAUGAUGCCGAUUACCCUAAAAUCAUCAGAAUCGCUCCUGUUCGAGGUGAAGGCCGAGGAGAACACGCAAGAAUUUCGGCUCUGAUAGAAGAUAUAAAGAAGAAAUUGCUUGACGUUGGAUCAGAGGUGGACGUAGGUGGGGUUUUUCCAGCAGACGAUGACGAAAGUAUCAAUAUGUAUGCACAUAUCUCACGCGUUCCCUCAGUCGAAUUACAGACAACCAAGGGUCAACGCACUAGCUCACUCGAAAAGCUUUAUGACAUCGUUACGGUGACAUCCAAAAAUGGCAGAGUUUAUUUACCCAACAACAAGUUCACAGAUAAUGCAAGUCGAUCAUUCAAAUCGUUCCCACAGCGCUCUCGGGCCUUUAUUAUUCCUCUUUUAAAACUGAACAAGUCAGACAAUGGAUCAUCUGACCACUUUAAUGGUGCACCCGGCCCUUCCUAUCAACGGAACGAGCUUGGAGCUGUUGAAAGCCUUAGGCCAUUCAAACACCCGCUCACAGCAAGGCUCUUACAUUGGUUACUGGUACAUGUCUUCAGAGUUAAGCCGAUGGCAGUGACCGUCCCACCUUCGACGAUCAGGAUAAGCGACGCAGCCAAUAGGACUAAAUCAGCCGUAACCUCCGAUGCAUCAACUUCUAAACCUAGCGAGAAUAAGGAUUCAACAACUAUCGAUCGCAGUCGCAACCUAUCUGCUUUAUCUUCGGCUGUAUCAUUUGCACCACUAUCUGUUGCGUCUCAAGAUGACUUACUGACCGACAAUCGAUUUGCAACUGAAUCCGAGAUUGAUUUUCAAAAUGAUACAGCUCAGGUAUCCAACGUAUCUCCUGAUCCGUCCUUUCGGCAUGUAUUUAAUGGUGCUUCUGAGCUUCAAGAGAAAAGAAAGCGCCUAAGGCGAAUCUCAAGUAUAAACAUUGGCAGUCUGCAACGAUCGCCAGAGUACAAGGAUGACAUUGCAUUACAAGUACUUCAGGAUAAUACCGGCCCUGCAGAAGAAAGUACGAACAGUUCUUCAUCACCGGCUGUCAAGUUUUCUACGCCGAUGCUCAAUCCAAGCAAGCUCAUUUUAUCUAUAGGCAACAGACGGCCGUCAGCCUCGCUGAUAUGGAACAAAUUCUCUCGGCCGAGAAGUAAGAGCUUUAGUUUUGAAGCUUCAAGAGAGAUCGAUAACGCAGACCCUAUUGAGCUGCAACAUGUUGAUCUAAAAACAAGCAACGAAGAAGAGCAGGCUGUGAUUGAUUCGGACAUAAGAAAGUAUAACCGUACAUCUGCCACUUACUCAGAACGCGAGCAGCUGUAUGAACCAUCCGUUCGUGAACCUCUACCUCGGUUUCCAAGCCAGCUCUGUCCUCGCCCGGCAAGGCAGUAUUCAAAAUCGAGCAUUCCAAGAGCGACAGCAAGAGAGUAUACGGAGGGCAGUGCUUCUACAUUUGGUGAGUUGCUUUUGGAAAACAGAGCCGGUCAAAGAGAGCAACGCUUACCUCGAGCAAGCACAUCAGAAGAUAUAACUGAUUACUAUUAUUUGGAAGACAAUUCUGACAGUUUGAACACUUUUCAAAACCAAUCAUCCAAGGCAGUAAUAAUGCCUAUUUUAUCUAAUUAUAGCAAUGGAGCAAUGACUAUACAAAAGCCACAAGAUUGGGAGGACAUGAAUAUAGACUUAGAGUAUGGAAUUCCCGAAGAAUGGGAAGCUAUUGUAGACGAACAAGUGAAAAGACGUAUUAGUAAAUUAUCUCCUCAAAUAUAGAUUCUUUUUUAUGUAAAUUAUGUGUAAAUAAUAAAUG